AGAUAGUGAGGUGAGGGGCAUGGGAUAAGAAGUUGGGGAUUUGGAGAUUGAUUGGAGACGACUGGACAAAGGGACGGCACGUGAUAAGAAGCACCUAUGGUGCUUGAGAAUAUAAGUCUUGCUGGUGUCGGUUAUAGAAUAAACUCUAGUCGGUCUGUCUCAUAUAUGGAAGUCGAAAUGGGAAGCUGCGAUGGUUGAGUUGCGACUUUGUGAUACUUCGCACAGAUGCAAGUGCUGAUCACUUAGAACACCCGUGACUGCACCGACGUCGGAUCUGUGACAAACAGGCUCCAGCAAGAUGCCGGUUAUUCGCUUUCUCGUCUGUUGUAUUAAAAAAUAUAUAUAAGCAAUCAUAAAUAUUAUUCUCCUCAAUCUCAAACUAUUAAGCAUUGCCAGCUGCGAGCUACAAAGUCCCUCCUAUCCACCCCAUAACCGCAGAAAUGGCAGAGCAACCCCACCUUCUCAGCGCAACCGACGCCCUCCAUCUCCUCCAAACCGGAGCUCUCACCGUCGAAGCCUAUGCCACUGCCCUUCUCACCCAUAUUCGCAGCAAUGAGCCUACAAUCAAAGCUUGGGCCCAUCUCAACCCUGACCUCGUCCUCACCCAAGCCCGCCGCCUUGAUCAGCUUCCAUCCUCCAAGCGCGGGCCCCUUUUCGGCCUCCCUUUUGGCGUCAAAGAUAUUAUCCACACCAAGGAUAUGCCAACCUCCCACUCUUCCCCACUGUUUCCAUCUCCCCCCAACACACAAGACGCCCCCUGUCUCGUUGUUCUCUCCAACCAUGGGGCCCUUCCCUUGGGCAAAACUACAACCACUGAAUUCGCCAUCUCUACCCGCGGUCCACCCACCACAAACCCGCAUAACCAAGCUCACACUCCCGGCGGCUCCUCUUCAGGUUCUGCCGCUGCCGUGGCAGCGUUCCAUGUCCCCCUCGCCAUCGGCACACAGACAGGAGGGAGUAUUGUUCGCCCAGCGGCGUUUAACGGGGUUUAUGGAUAUAAACCUACCUGGGGCGCCGUGAGUCUUGCCGGAGUAAGCUCGGUCUCACCAACUUGCGACACGAUUGGGUUCUUUGCGCGGAACGUCGCGGAUCUGCAACUGCUGGCUACGGCGUAUAGGAUUGAAGAUCUUGAGCCGGUGCUAGAGACACCACUAGAGUUAAAGGGGGCGAGAAUUGCAUUCUGCAAGACCCCGGUGUGGGAGAAAGCCGAAAAAGGCACGAUCGAUGCCUUUACAGAGGCCAAGGAGCUGUUACGUGCCCGUGGCGCAGAGGUGGUAGACCUCGAUCUCCCCGCCGCAUUUGCGGAAGUGGGCGAAUGGGCGCGCACUAUUCAUGCUGGAGAGGGGCGGUCGUCGUUCCUUGGCUACUACCUGCAGGAUAAGGAGAAGUUGGACUCUGUGAUUCAAGGGCAAGUUGAGAAUGUGAAGGGGGUCUCGAGGGCGGGGUUGAUGGCUGCGUAUGAUGGGUGUGCAGCGCUUAGGCCGGUGUGGGAUGGGCUUGCGGGGGAGUUUGAUGUGGUGAUUACGCCGAGUGUACCUGGUGAGGCGCCGGAGGGGUUGGGGUAUACGGGGGAUGCGUCUUUCUGUGCCAUGUGGACUGUGCUACACGCGCCGGCACUGAAUGUACCGGGCUUUGUGGGCGAGAAGGGGUUGCCGGUUGGCUUGACGGUUAUCACAACUGCCAACUAUUUUCCGAUAACCACAUCAACCUCACUUCAACUCCAAGUUGCAUUCGUCCUCAAAUACAAGAUGGAGGAAUCCAAUUCCAACCAACUCCGGAGAAGUUGUAACCGGGCAUCCACCAGAGAAAGACAAAACGUACUCUCUGAGAAUCAGACCCACAACCGUGAACACGAUAGACAUCGCCGUCGGAGGGAUUUAUUGCGUGCGCAAGUUGGCCAAUCCAUACAGCCAAUUCCUACGUCUCCGGUUUACACACCCGUUUCGUCUACCCCAGGGAGACUUGGAGACCGUUUUGAGGAUGAACCGAUGGAGGAGGUAAUUCCUGUUCACUCUCCAGAGCAUUCGAGCCGGUCCGAUACCAUUGAAAACCAAGAUGUCCCUUUGGGUACAUUUCAACAUGCAGCCGAAUCGUUGGUGGAACAGCCUCUCCCGACAACGACGACAGAUGUUCGCAAUCCGGACAUUAUCCGCUUGGAAAAUAUUUUCAGAGCUGCAAAUAGCACGCUCAGCAAAGAGGCUUUUGGUAAGGAUCAGACAUCGCAGAAAUAUAUGGAAUGGGGUUCUCAGCUAGUGGGUUUGUUUGAUUACGGAACUACCAUUCACCGUCCAGAGACCGUCCUCUCCAUAUUUUCCAGUCCAAGGAUAGUGGAUACGAACGAACAGAUUCGAGAUACUGCCAUCUCCCCGGACAUUUACAGACUGCUGCUAAAGAUAAAGCAUGAUUUUGGUCGUAAUUUGGGGUCCAAGAUUAUUACAGAGGCAUUUGGGCUUUUGGAAAUAAGUCGGUAUUUUGCAACUGAGAUAUCUCGCCGCCUCCCUAUACUUCCUAGCAGUUGUGAGACCUGCAGGACCCGCAUUAUUGAAGAUAUCAAGUUAGACUUUGCUUCUGCGAACGCGGGGCUGAACAGGCAAGAUCUGUUGAUAUGGAGGGAGACUAAUCAGCAAGCCUACACUACAGCGAUGGCGCCAAUUAAUAAGCUGUACCAGAACAGUAAUGCUAUCCAAAGUUUCGUCGAAGAGAUGGGGACGCCUGCUGCCCUGCUAAUCUGGCCAUUUUCGAAGGCACAAAGAGUGACAAAGUUGGCUUUGCACGAGCAGCCCUUGGUGUUCGUGUCCGGGAUGAUCCAGUUCAUAAAAGGCACAGACCGAUUCCCGUCUAUACAAAAUCUCAUCAAUCAUAUGUCUGUCUGGGUUGAUGGAUGGGUAACGGGAACGAUACAACCUCAUGUGGCUUGUGGCUACCUCCACAGAUUCAGGUAUAGUGGAGUCUCACCGGACGAGGAUUUUAGUCCACUUAGUAUGUACGAUGUUCUUACCAGCUUCAUGCAUUUAUGGGACCUACGAGGUCUACCAAGCCCUACAGUAGGAAGGCUAGGAACCCAAUUCACCUUCAACGCUACUAGUGAUUUGAAGGGGUUUAGUGUUGCCAGCGAUUUCAGAGCUUUUAAACCUACCUACCGGCUCAAUGAAAGAGUUGUUGCCAGUGUACUCGCGACUACAGAUCUCCCCACGAAUGUCAUCUACGUCCGCGCAUCUCAAUACGGAAGCUGCCAUGACAACAGAACAUUUAUGAUCAACAAGGCAAUGGCAAUUCAUCCCGAGGCCACGACAAUUCUAUGCCCUGUUCAUACUGGAAUGAGCGAUCACUGGGUUGGUGUAGUUGUGCGACUGGUCCGCCGGGGCGUCAAACUUCCUACGAUGACGUUAGAACUCUUAGACUCACAUGUUCAUCAGGCUAGCACUUCACUAUACGACGAGAAUAUUGGCAUGGGGAUAAUACUUACUUGGCUGCGCUUCCGCCUGCAAGACUAUGAUAGAUUUGUGAUCCCACAUUUGAUGAUACAGGGGAGAGUUGCCCAAGAAACCGCCAGGAAUUCAUGUGGUGUGCACACUCUGGCAAAUCUCAUUGCGGCAGGAAGAUCCUCUGACUAUCCCACCGAUUCUUCUGAAGAGUGGGUAGAUGCUCAAAGGUAUCAAUAUCUUGCCCAGACCCUUCGGAGCGCAGCGGAUAAUUUGAUAUUGGAUCCUAAAAGACAGUUCAUUAAAACGACUCUCAUCAACUUUGUUGAUAACCACACGAAACCUGGUCAAUGGGAACUCUAAGUGAAGCGUCGACGGAUUGGGGACUCUAAAUGGCCGGUUUCCCAGCAUUGUUACAACAGCGGCUGACCACAUCUCAACCAACUCGUUGCUUGAUCUCUUUCGGUUUACAGUGCUUAUUGAUUUACUAUUUUGCGCCGAGCAGCAGGCCAACGGAGCAAGGACUGGAGA
This is a messenger RNA of Pseudogymnoascus verrucosus, 3953 nucleotides long. RefSeq lists its product as uncharacterized. The transcript has 5 exons. Gene Ontology annotation, molecular function: catalytic activity. The record is from RefSeq and is a predicted model, not a curated record. Lineage: Eukaryota; Fungi; Ascomycota; Leotiomycetes; Thelebolales; Thelebolaceae. Bases 441 to 3785 code for a protein of 1114 amino acids.